This is a messenger RNA of Cuscuta campestris, 2037 nucleotides long. NCBI's taxonomy places the organism in Eukaryota, Viridiplantae, Streptophyta, Magnoliopsida, Solanales, Convolvulaceae. The record is from the annotation of a GenBank genome assembly.
AGAGAGAGAAAGUAGGGGAUUUCUUUUGCCGUCACUAGCCUUCUCACCGUCGUUCUCGUCCACCUCCUGGCUCCGUACUAGGUUAGUCUUCCUCGUCCUUGUUCUUCCAUGUCUUCCCAAUCCUCCAUCUUUCGCCAGUCCGAGCCCGAGCGCGCUGCUGAGGGCUCUGUCGCCGGCCCCGCGCAGGAGAGCGACUCCCGCUCGCCCUCCGUCGAGGAGAUAGCCGAGGCGGUCGAGGUCCCUCUCCAGUCCGAGCCUCGUAACCAGAGGCGGACCACUCUCAAGGACUCGGGGAUCCGAGCGCAAAGGUGCACCCUUACUCGGGAGGAGUACCGCAAGGCGAAGCGCCUAGCCUCGGCGCUGGGCGUUACCGUGCGUCGUCCCACUUCCGAACAGUCAGUCUUUGAUGCUCCUCCGGGUUGCUUCGCCAUCCACCUCAAGUCCCUUGAGUACGGGUUCCGCUUCCCCCUCCAUCAGUUAGUCAUAGAUUUUUUCCUCCAUUUUGAUUUUCUCCCUUGCCAAGUCGUGCCCAAAUCCCACCGCUAUUUGGCGGGAUUUCUCAUUCGUUGCCAAGGGACCGGGGUUCGCCCCGACCUGGCCCGUUUCUUGCUUCUCUUCUGGUUGGCGAAGUCGUCUGGCCGGGCGAACUCCGACUCGGGCUCGUAUGCCUCAAUAUUCCAAAGACAGGAGAAGCUCUUCAAGACGAGAAAGGACUCCGCCAAGAGUUGGAAGGGGAAAUUCGUCUUCGUUUCUCUUUCCUCGGGCUCCCCUUUUCGUAAAGAACCCCUCAGCUCCUUUCGCCGUCGCUCCGCGUGCGUCACCUCGGACAAGAUGCUUGAGGACGUAGAGACGCUCUGCCGAGGGGGGCCCUUCGAAGUCGGUUCGAUAGUAACGAACGAUGCUUUAGCGGCACUCGGCUUCGUCUUUCUAUCCCCGGAUGAUACUCAGCGGAGCAUCGAAGAAGGCCCCUCAGGUCAGUGCAAUCUCUCCUCCUCGGCCAUCCGUGGGUCGCGACUACCUCGGAUUCCCCCGCGUCGUUCUUUUACGGCUAAGUCCUCGCCUCAUCGCUUGUCUUUUUUGGUUUGUGCAGGUGAAAUCAUGCUCUCCAGCGCCGAGCGACUGAAGCUCAUGUUCCCGGAUGCCCCUAGCGGCAACUCCUGGGCUCCUACCGUGGCUGGUCGUCCUCCGAUUCCCCCCGUGAAGCCAACCCCCGAGGCGGCCCAGAAGAAGAAGAGAAAGGAGACGGCCUCGGCCAAUGAUACUCCCCAGGGGUCCGAAUCCCCGAUGAUGAAGGAUUUCGGCCACCCGAAAUAUGUCAAGGCGGCCUUCCCUGCAGGGGUCUCCUUUCUGGAUCGGGACUACGACCCGGAGACCUUUCUGCGUAGCUUGACUCCUCUCACCGAUCGCGCCAAAAUCCAGGACGUCGACCGGGAAACUCUGGCCUCGGAUAUGUUUCACGAGAUGGGCUCGGCGAUGAUGCGCAUGGUCGACAUGAGCCAGCGGCUGCGCACUAACGAGGCCGACCGGAGCAGGGCUUAUGUUGAAAUAGCUGACCUCAACGAGGCGCUAAAGGCGGCCAAGGAGCAAGCUCGCCAGGCCGAGGAGCGGGCCCAGCAGCUCGCGGAGGAGGCUGCUCGCAAGGCGCGCCAAGAGGCUCGCGAUCAGGCUGUCGCCGAGUUCCUAGCAUCGGAUGCGUUUCAGGAGGAAACCUUCGCUCGCAUGAACGAUCUGCUCAAGGCAUGGGGGCAGACUCCUGAGGGGAAGGCAUUCGCUCACUCCGAAGGGACGUCGUGGUACAACCUCGGUUUGUUCCGAGCGCAGCAGGUCCUUACGGACAGGUUCCUCACCGGGGAGGACUUCCCCGAACCAUGCGACCAUCCUGAUGAGCUCGACACCUCCAUCUACUACACGAAUGGCGGGAACCCAGCCGGCGAGCAGCCGAAUGCCGAGUGAUAUGACUUGGAGCUUUGUUGUAUUUGAUGUAAUGGUGCUCAAAACUUCGUUUUUUUUUGAAUUCGGAUAUGCUAUGACUUGAUG